AGCUAGUAUUAUGAUCCGACUAAUAACUUGGCUGGGGGUUAUCUUAUUACCUAACAUCGUAUCAGCGUUCAAAUGUGUGAGUUCAGUGCAGACAUCCAAAGAAGCAGACUCAAUGAGUUGCAGCAAGUUUUACCUUUGUAACCAAGGCGUACCAGAGUCCCAGGAAUGCGGAGAACAGGACACAUUUGAUGUGUUGUACAGGAUGUGCCGCGCGGCUGAGGUCGUCAAGUCUUGCAGUUAUGCUCCACGUGACUGCUAUAUAGAGAAAGGGAGUGGGUUUGACUACCAGGGUAACGUGAGCGUUACAACUAGCGGACUUGCUUGUAUACCGUGGAGAGACUCACUUUACAGUUUCAACAGACACAAACUAUCAGAGAACUUCUGUCGGAACCCUAACCCUGAUACCUACGAUAAACCCUGGUGUCCUACAGAUGAUCCUAACGUACCUCAGGAGGAAUGCAACAUUCCUACAUGCUCAGGUUCGAGUGCCUCUUUUAACGGUCGAGGCUACCUAGCGUUCAACACAGGAACAGGAACAUCAACAAGUACUUACGACUUGGAAGCGAGCUAUGAAGAGAGAAUACUUAUGUACAUUAGACCUACUGAUACUGACACUAGUUCGGUGUUAUUCCAGAUGUCAUCAUUGGUAAAAAAGAAUCCUAGUUCUCAAUCCGAUGACCAGACAUAUUAUGUAAAGCUGUACAAGAAAGUGAUAACGGUGUACGCUUGGCUUGAAGCUGGAGGAACCAUGGCUAAGGCUAACACCUGGAUAGACCUAGCUGACGGACAAAGCCACAAGAUCGCCAUUGAGAGACGACUUAACAAAAUAUUCUUGAGAGUUGAUGAUGGUCCAGAGCAUUAUAGUCAGCUUCCUGGUCUGACUGACAAGUUUAUGCUGCCGAUGAGUGUGGAGGUCGGAAAGAGUUUUAAGGGUUGUAUCUCCAGUUUGGACAUCAUCACUAAAAACGCCCAAGGAAAAAGGCGCCACCACGAGCCGUUAGAUAAACUUGCGGGUGUAAGCACAGACGAACAAAUCUCAAUAUCCACCGAGGGGAGCUUUGAUGAUGGAUUUACAACGGGAUGCAUGCUCACUCCCAAGUUCUCAGAAAUAAUACUGGACACGAUGGACCCGACUACCCCGACCCCUACUGAGCCACCAACUAAUAACGGAACCGUAUCGGAGGUCUCCGGCAAAAGUAACAAAGAUCUAUUCAUCAUACUGGCGUGUGUAAUCGGUGCAGCCCUCAUAAUCCUGCUUGUCGUCCUGGUAAUAGUAUGCAGAUCGCGCAACAAGGACAAGGGUGUGUACAAGUUGAAGGAAACGAAACAGUUCGACUGGGAAUACGGUAACCUGCCACCAACCUCCAAAAACUCUUUAGUGCGCGAAAGUGAACAUGGAGUGUGAGACUGUUAAUGAGACGAUAGUUAAUUAUUAAUUAAUUAGUUAAUUGAAUGAUUAGAUGAUUGGUCAAUGAGAUGAUCGGUUGAUGUGUAAGAAACGAGGAAUGUGACGUGUCAGAAUUCUCCAGUGAAAUGUGAGUGAUGUGUGACGUCAUCAAGUGUGACGUCAUAAUUUGACGUCACCACGUGGUUAGACCUCGUGUACUCUUUGUGUAUAAACGAAAUAUUUUUAUGUAAUUUAUAAAGUUGACUUUUUAUAUAUGGAGCGCUGAGUCUCGCUGCGGUUCAAGAAUUUUAGAAUGAGAAAUUUGGUUAUGCACGAAUUUUGGGGUAAUUUGUUGAAGCGAAAAUAAUAUUUUCUUGUGUUUGACUGAGAUCACGGAAUAAGAUAUUUUAUUGUGUUUGACUUAUCACGAGAGAUUGCAUCGAAUUAGUUUGCUGUUAACGGGUUGACUUACAAAUAUAUUGACGUUUAUUGAAUUUUUUUAUGUUUUGACAAUUAGAAUUGAUGAAAUCUGAUGUUAAUUGACGAUGGAUGUUCGUUCGAGAUAAAAUGUUUUAAUUUGAGUUAUGAGAUCGUUGCAUUAACAGAAAUUCGAUUAUUUUAUUAGACGACCACCUAAACAUGGAAUCAUUUUAUUUACAAUUUAGCUUCUUUUAGAUUAGAGUCAUGGUUAAAAUAAUAAUACAUUUUUAUUUUAGAAUCGACAAUUUACGUUUUACCCGAUAAGUUAAACAAAUACCUAAUCAUCUUUAAACGUUUUUUUAUUUCAAUAUUGAUAUCGUUGCAAACUGUCAGCCGUUUUAAUUAAUUGUUGCUAGCAAUUUAGCGGACGUAUAAUAUUAAUUCCAGAUUAUUUGAAUGUGAGAUAUGUUUUAUGACAUUAUGUCACGUGAUGCCCAUAUAAGGAGAUAAUAUGUUUUGUUAACCCAUCAAGUUGUCAUGAAUACCCGAAAUAAGAGUGAAACUCUGCUUGAAAAUAGCCCCUUUUCUUGUUACCAGGAAAUGUUUGCUUCUCGGGAAUCAGAAACAUUUUUAUUGUGAAUCCUAAGACGAUGAAAUACCGACGAUAAUUUUAGUUCCUCGUUUUUGUUCGGUUUACUUGUUUUUCGUUACCUGACUUCAGAGCGAAAAUGCUUAACUUCUGUUGCAAUUUACCAUUAUUAUCAGGAUUACUUUCAAUGUAAAAUUUUAGAUAUCGCCAAAUAAUAAUUACAUUUCUGACCUUAUGAAAGAUAAUGACUGCAAUUCUACCUCCGCAUUUUUAGUCUUAAUGAUGAUAAUUUCUUGUCGCUGACUUGAGUUUUAAUUAAUAAAUAUCUAAUGUAA
Molecule: messenger RNA, 2731 nt
Organism: Bolinopsis microptera
Lineage: Eukaryota; Metazoa; Ctenophora; Tentaculata; Lobata; Bolinopsidae
Exons: 12
Coding region: 11-1405 (464 amino acids)
Cellular component (GO): extracellular region
Molecular function (GO): chitin binding
Source: RefSeq, a predicted model, not a curated record